This is a messenger RNA of Hibiscus syriacus, 2983 nucleotides long. RefSeq lists its product as uncharacterized. The transcript has 6 exons. The coding region runs from base 479 to 2848 and encodes 789 amino acids. The record is from RefSeq and is a predicted model, not a curated record. NCBI's taxonomy places the organism in Eukaryota, Viridiplantae, Streptophyta, Magnoliopsida, Malvales, Malvaceae.
AUUAUUUUAUUACUAUUAUUUUAGUUGUCGCAAUAAAAGGAAAAAGAAAUCCUUACCAUACAUGGAAGAAACCAAAAAUGGUGCUUGGAUUUGAGUUGUAAUAAGAUUGAGCUUCUUUGUUCAAUUUGAAGAACACCCGGAUUGAUUUACCUGUUUUCAUGAUCUCCAUUGUGUCAAAAGAAGGAUCUUGGUGCUCGGAUCAUGAAUUUAGGCAGCUUUUGAAGAAUUCAAGAUGCGAUAAUGGAGGUAGAAAAGAAACAUUCGAGGGGAGGGCUUCUUCAUUUGUUUGAUUGGAAUGGUAAAUCUCGAAAGAAAUUGUUCUCAAACAAUGAUGAAAUCUCGGGAGAAUCAAAGAGAGGAAAACCAGUGGGAAAUCGACUGAGAUCGUCGCCUUAUAGGAUGGAUGAGGAUGACUACAAUGGCACUUCAAGUAAUACAUGCUGUGCUGAUUUUAGUUCUGCUUCCUCGGUGACUAGUGAUGAAGGAUGUGGAUCUAGAGCACCUGGACUUGUUGCUAGGCUCAUGGGGUUACACUCGUUGCCUACACCGAACGUCUCGGAGCUAUCGACCUAUGGACCACACCGGCAUCUCUAACAAGCUUGAUUGGUCGUCCUCAAGUCCGAUUGAACUGAGGUUUUGUAAGGUGCAGAACGGUAUGAUUGAGAGAUUUCAGACUGAAAUAUUGCCCCAGAAAUCGGUAAAACCAGUCGCAAUAACUCACCAUAAGCUCUUGUCUCGUGUCAAGAGUCCGGGGUUCAUACCAACCAAGAAUGCAGCUUAUAUAAUGGAGGCAGCUGCAAAGAUUAUCGAGGUUGGUCCUAGGACAACUUCCGAACAUAAAGUGCCGUCGUUUCAGUCUUCUUCAGUUCCUUUGAAAAUCCGGGAUUUGAAAGAGAAAAUUGAAGUCACACAUAAGGUAUCCGGACCUCAAAGACCUGAUGAGCCUAGUCGGAAUGUAGCGAAGUCUUUGAAAGAACAACGUAAGGGCAAGAGUCACAGUACAUCGGAUUCGGGAAAAGGUAGUUCUAACAGUUUGAGGAGUAAGGGGAAACCAGUCUUACUUGCAGAACAAGCAAGGGUUAAUGUUCGGAGGAAAGAGGGGUCGUUUUCAAGUGGUAAUGGGGGUCCUGUAAAUCCAAAGGAAGGGAAUGAUGCUAAAGGAAAACAUUAUUCUAGGAGACAGGCAGAUGUGCGAAAGAAUGCGGAGAACGGAACUUCUGCGUAUAGGAUUAACAAUGUCCUGAGGCAGAAUAAUCAGAAGCAGAACCGCAUAUCUAAUCGAGACAAUUCGACAUCAAAGACUUCGACUCUGGACCAGCAAGGUAGAAAGGCUAGGUCCGUGAAUGGUAUGGUCGGGUUGAGAAGGAGUAUAAGCAAGGUGACAGUCAACUCCGAAUCUCAAUCCAGGAACGUGAGCUCCUCCGCAACUGGUCCUUCAAAGGAGCUUUUCAUGUCUAGACGAAAGAAUUCGUCUAUAAAGAAACAGCCUGUAAAUGAGGAUCUUCUAUCCGGAAGAACAGUUUCGAAAAAUUCAUCGAUGAAUGGCGGUGAAAGGUCCAUCAAAUGUAAUGUUACUACAACUGAUGGGAACUCUAAUCUAGAUGCAGUUAGAACGAAUACAAGCAUGGAUGUUGUUUCAUUUACAUUUACAUCCCCCAUCAAAAUAUCCAUGCCCAAUGUACCUUCCACAAGUCAUGUUGUGGAAACGAGCUGCAACUUUGAUGGUGAUCCUUCUGGUGACAAUGAUCCACUGGUCUUUAAAAGCUUAGGAUAUUCUUCACUCGAUCUUAAUAUAAUCGGCAGGGAUGCUAUGAGUGUUAUUGUAGGGGGAAAGCUCGAGGAAUUGACAUAUAGAGUUGAGUCAUCCAAUUGCAAUAUCAUUUUAGAGGAGGCCUCAUGUAGUCCUGCAUCCAGUCAGAAAAUUUCAGAGCUCCCAUUGGGUACAUUGACAACUACAUCAACGGGACAUCACGAAUUACUUCAGGUGGAUCUAGAGAAGGACAUAUCACAUAGCUCCGCUGAAUUAAACCGCUCUUCGAUCGACAAACCGGAGCUUGAAUGGAGAACGAAGUGGGAGCUUUCAGAAGUAAUUGAAGAUCGAAAUGCUAGCAACAGCAGCAGCGAGACUGGCGUAGAAGUAGAUCUUCAACAUCCUAGUGCACUUUCAACACUUGAACUUUCUGCCACGAGUGAGGGUUUCGCUGAUAGCGGAGAUAGUACCAGUGGCAUGAUGCAUUUGGCUCCCGAAGAAGACGUGUUAAGCUCGUCCCCUGGAGCCAAGUCUUCCCAGAUCGUGGGAGAAGCGGACGGGAAGCUUCUAACGACGACAUCAAAAUCAACAUAUUAUAAAGAGUCGACCAAUUCCAAACUCGAUUAUGUGAAAAUGGUGCUAAAAGACUCUAAGCUAAAGUUCAUACAAUAUGCAUUGGGUCAGACCAAUAAUAUCGUGACCCUGAAUGCUGUCAAUCAGCUCGAGCAUCGAAACAGAACUGAAGGACACAGAGAAGAUCACAACAAGCUGGAACUAAAACUUUUACUCGAUUGCAUGAGUGAAUCCCUGGAGUCACAGUACGACCAGGUUUUUGUCGGAAGCUGCAAAGGAUGGGAUAAGUGGGGAGAAUUGAUCCAAAACAAAGGAUGGUUAGCGGAAGAGUUAUACAAAGAGAUAUUGGAUUGGAGAAAGAUGGGGAGCAUUUUGGUGGUGGACGACCUUGUAGGCAAGAAUAUGAACACAAAGCAAGAGAGAUGGCUUGAUUUUGAUAUGGAAGCGUUUGAAGAGGGUUUAGAGGUUGAGAAAACUAUAUUAACUUGCUUAGUUGAUGAAUUAGUUUUUGAUUUACUGCUUUAAGGCCCUCUUAAUCUCAGGGCAUCCCUUUUCUCCUUGUUAUAAUUCAUUGUAUAGCUAGCAUAUAUGUCUAUAUAUAUACACACAUAUAUAUAUGGCAAUGGAAGGUGGAAUGUAGAAAAAACGAUGUUCUGGAGU